This is a messenger RNA of Pelobates cultripes (western spadefoot toad), 720 nucleotides long. Lineage: Eukaryota; Metazoa; Chordata; Amphibia; Anura; Pelobatidae. The record is from the annotation of a GenBank genome assembly.
AUGGUGCCACGAAACUCUGAGAGGACACGGCAACGUUCUAAAUAUUGCAGAGGAUUGGAAUUCCCAUCUCCACGUAAUUCAGAACGCUGCCUUGUCCGCUCAGCUCUCCUCUGUAUUCUGAACACUACCGUGUCCUCUCAGUUCUCUGCACUAUUUAGAACUCUGCCGUGUCCGCUUAGUUAUCCUCACUAUUCAGAACGCUGCUGUGUCCUCUCAGUUCUCCUCACUAUUCAGAACGCUGCUGUGUCCUCUCAGUUCUCCUCGCUAUUCAGAACGCUGCCGUGUCCGCUCAGCUCUCCUCGGUAUUCUGAACACUGCUGUGUCCUCUCAGUUCUCCUCGCUAUUCAGAACGCUGCCAUGUCCUCUCAGUUCUCCUCACUAUUCAGAACGCUGCCGUGUCCUCUCAGUUCUCCUCGCUAUUCAGAACGCUGCCAUGUCCUCUCAGUUCUCCUCGCUAUUCAGAAUGCUGCCAUGUCCGUUCAGUUCUCCUCGCUAUUCAGAACGCUGCCGUGUCCUCUCAGCUCUCCUCGCUAUUCAGAACGCUGCCAUGUCCUCUCAGUUCUCCUCGCUAUUCAGAAUGCUGCCAUGUCCGUUCAGUUCUCCUCACUAUUCAGAAUGCUGCCGUGUCCUCUCAGUUCUCCUCACUAUUCAGAACGCUGCCAUGUCCUCUCAGUUCUCCUCGCUAUUCAGAACGCUGCCGUGUCCUCUCAGUUCUCCUAG